Molecule: messenger RNA, 2964 nt
Organism: Marasmius oreades (fairy-ring Marasmius)
Lineage: Eukaryota; Fungi; Basidiomycota; Agaricomycetes; Agaricales; Marasmiaceae
Exons: 11
Coding region: 67-2874 (935 amino acids)
Biological process (GO): intracellular protein transport; endoplasmic reticulum to Golgi vesicle-mediated transport; intra-Golgi vesicle-mediated transport
Cellular component (GO): endoplasmic reticulum-Golgi intermediate compartment; Golgi membrane; endoplasmic reticulum
Molecular function (GO): structural molecule activity
Source: RefSeq, a predicted model, not a curated record
GUGGAUCCAAACAACGCCUUCCACGUCCACCCAUCACUACCAGGUCACCAUAUUCGCCGUGAUAUCAUGGCGUCCUUCGCCAUUACAUUCAACAAAAAGGAGGAUGAGAGCGGGCUGAGUUCGUACUACAACAACAAAACUACAAUCAUCCAGGAAGCUCGCGUUUUCAACGAAUCACCCAUCAGUCCACGGAAAUGCAGGGCCCUACUCACACGAAUAGUUUACUUACUUUACGUCGGAGAGACAUUUGGAACACAGGAAGCGACGACUUUAUUCUUCGGAACGACUAAAUUAUUCCAGCAUAAGAAUGCCGCGUUGCGACAAACAGUUUACCUUGCGAUAAAAGAGCUGGCAACGACUGCUGAGGAUGUUAUUAUGGUCACAGCUAGUAUCAUGAAGGACAUACAACCAAACUCUGAAGUUGUUUAUCGAGCGAAUGCCAUUCGAGCUCUCUGCCGUAUUAUCGACCCGUCAAUGACUCAAAAUGUAGAACGAUUCUUCAAGUCCGCCAUCGUUGAUCGAAAUCCAUCCAUAUCCUCAUCUGCUCUCCUGUCUUCAUAUCACCUUUUCCCUUUUGCCAAAGACGUCGUCAAACGUUGGGUCAACGAAGCACAGACAGCUGUGGACUCCAAGACAUCGUCAAGUUUUUUUGGCUCGUCGUCAGGAGGUAGCGGCGGAUUCUUUGGGGGCGGGGGCAACUCGUCUUCCACGAGUGGACCUCAAACCAUUCCUUCCUCCAGCCACAUUCCUCAAUACCAUGCGCUGGGUCUGCUCUAUCUUAUUCGUCAACAAGAUAGGAUGGCUGUUACUAAGAUGAUUCAGCAAUUGGGUGGAGGGAAAUCGGGCUCGGGCACUUCUCUCAAGAGUCCGAUGGCGCUGUGUAUGUUAAUUCGGUAUGCUGCGAAGGUCAUGGAAGAGGAUCCCAAUACUCAGAGACAAAUGCUCGAUUUGUUGGAAGGAUGGCUGCGACACAAGAGCGAUAUGGUCAAUUUUGAGGCAGCUCGCGCGAUCUGCGAGAUGAGACAUGUUACUGCUGCUCAACUCACAAAAUCGAUAGCUGUCCUGCAGUUAUUCUUAUCCUCACCAAAACCUGUCCUCAAAUUCGCUGCUACACGAACCCUCGCCGCCCUUGCACUUCAGCAUCCCACCAGCGUAGCGAUAUGCAACGUCGACUUGGAAAGCCUCAUCGCUGACCCUAACAGGAGCGUUGCUACCUAUGCGAUCACAACACUUCUUAAGACUGGUAACGAAGCCUCUGUCGACCGUCUCAUUAAGCAGAUCACAGGCUUUAUGGCCGAAAUUAGCGACGAGUUCAAAGUCAUCAUUGUCGAAGCUGUUCGAUCGCUCUGUCUCAAGUUCCCUUCGAAGCAUACCUCCAUGCUUACUUUCCUGUCUGGCGUCCUGCGCGACGAAGGUGGCUACGACUUCAAACGUGCUGUUGUCGAGGCUAUGUUCGACAUGAUCAAGUUCAUUAGAGAUUGUAAAGAGCAAGCUCUCUCCCACCUGUGCGAGUUCAUUGAAGACUGCGAAUUUACUAAACUCUCUGUCCGGAUAUUACAUUUGUUGGGUUUAGAAGGACCCAAGUCGCCUCAACCUACUAAAUAUAUCCGAUUUAUAUACAAUCGGGUAGUGCUGGAAAAUGCUACUGUCCGAGCCGCAGCGGUCGCAAGUUUGGGCAAAUUUGGUGUCAAUACGACGGACCUCACCUUCCAAAAGAGUAUAGCUGUGUUACUGAACAGAUGCUUGGACGAUGUCGAUGAUGAAGUUCGCGACCGUGCUGCUCUUUACCUUCGAGUCUUCAAGGAGAAAACCCUAGGUGACGUCUACUUUAAAGAAGAAUCUGUCUUCUCUUUGUCUGCCUUGGAAUCCAAGUUGGUCUCCUAUAUCAAGGAUCCAGCAGCAGCAGGACAACCUCUAGAUCUAUCGAGUGUGCCUAAGAUCAGCCGCGCUCAAGCUGCGCAAGAGGCAGCUCGUCCCAGCACUCUGGAGACUAUUGGUGUACCUGCUUCCACGAAGAAAACCUCCGAUACACCGCCGCCGCCUACAGCAGCUGAGAGGCAAUCACAAUACGCUCAACAGCUUGCUGAAGUUCCAGAAUUCGCAUCAUACGGAUCUGUACUCAACAGCAGUGCUCCGCCUGUACAGCUGACUGAGAGCGAAACAGAGUAUCAAGUUACAUGUGUCAAACAUAUCUUCAAGAAACAUGUCGUUUUCCAGUACAAUGUGUCAAAUACUUUACCGGAUACGGUUUUAGAGCGUGUGGAAGUUAUAAUGCAGCCACAAUCCGAGGACACUGGUUUGACGGAAGAAUUCAUUAUUCCCUCACCUUCGGUGUCGGCGUCGACGUCGCCGGGUAUUGUGUAUGUCUCCUUCUCGCGAGACGAUCCAGGACAAUAUGCAUUAGGAUCGUUCUCAUGUUCGCUCAAGUUUAUCAGUAAGGAGGUCGAUCCUUCUACUGGCGAGCCAGAGGAGGAAGGAUAUCCAGAUGACUACAAUUUGGAAGAAAUCGAGCUCAGUGCUGGUGGCGACUAUAUCAUUCCAUCAUACGCAACCUUUGGGUCUGAGUGGGACAGAUUACACUCGGCGCACACCGUUACUGAAACUUUCUCACUAUCCGCAAUGGAGAAUCUUAAAGCUGCCUGCGAUUCUCUCAUCGAAGUACUCAAAAUGGAGCCCCUGGGAGGUUCUGAGGUGCCUCAAUCGACGUCAGUCCAUACACUCCAGAUGUCUGGGCUGGUCAUCGGUGGAGGUGGAAAGGUUCUUGUACGGUGUCGUAUGACGUUUGCUAGAGGACAGGGAGUCACACUAGAGCUCGCUGCGCGGGCAGAAAGCCAACAGGUUUGCGAUUUGGUUUUGGCAGCCGUUAGUGGUUGAUUUCCCUAAAUACAAUCGAUACUUGCUUUUUUUCCUUGUAUCGCAAUGGGAUAUUUCUAAUUCAGCGUAGAAGUCAGUGGAAACCAAAUC